AUGUCUUUAAAGAUCUCAAAAGAUCAAAAUGAAGAAGUUGAUGAAAUCAUGAGUGAUUCAAACACCCCUUUAUCAUCAUCAACAGACUCUUCUGUUGAACUGAAGAAGAGAAAAUCAACAGUUUCAACAACCGCCUCACCAAAUUCAAUUAUUGAUCCUUUUUUACCUGAAGAAUUUUCACAUUUAUCUGAUCAAGUUUUACCAUCAAUUGAAGAUGAAGAAAUUGCAGAAAAGGGAUAUCAUACAUGGGAAAUAAAAGAUUAUAAGGCAUUAAAUGAAUCAAAAGUUCAUGGUCCUACUUUCAAUGUGGGCGGUAUAGAUUGGAAUAUCUUGUUAUUUCCAAAAGGUAAUUCAAAUCAACAUUUAGCUCUGUAUCUAGAACCUUUACAACCAAAGAAAACCAAUGAAGAAACUGGUGAAGAAGAACCAUUAGAUCCUAACUGGUAUGUUUGUGCUCAAUUUACUUUAGUAAUUUCAAAUCCAAAUAAUUCAAAGAAUUAUGUUUUGAACACUUCUCAUCAAAGAUUUAAUAAAGAUGCUACAGAUUGGGGGUUUUCAAAUUUUGUUGAUUUAAAAGCUUUAUAUCAACCAAGAAAGGAUAAUAGCGCUUUGAUUUCAGAUGAUAAAUUAAAUAUAACUGCUUUCAUCAAAAUAUUAAAAGAUCCAACUGGUGUUUUAUGGCAUAAUUUUAUUGAUUAUGAUUCUAAAAAGGAAACUGGAUUUGUUGGUUUCAAGAAUCAAGGUGCUACAUGUUAUCUAAAUUCCCUUUUACAAUCUUAUUUCUUUACUAAGAGUUUUAGAAAAGCUGUAUAUAAAAUCCCUACAGAAGGUGAAUCACCAAAUGAUAGUGUUGCAUUGGCUUUACAAAGAAUUUUUUAUCAAUUACAACAAUCUGAUGAUCCUAUUGAUACUUUAGAAUUGACAAAAUCCUUUGGUUGGGAUACAGGUGAUGCUUUCACUCAACAUGAUGUUCAAGAAAUGAAUAGAAUCUUAAUGGAUAGGUUAGAAGCAAGAAUGAAAGGUACAAGUGCCGAAGAUUCUUUAAAUAAUACAUUUGUGGGGAAAAUGAAGAGUUAUAUCAAAUGUAUUAAUGUUGAUUAUGAAUCUGCAAGAAGUGAAGAAUUUUGGGAUAUUCAAUUAAAUGUUAAGAAUUUAGCAAAUUUAACUCAAUCUUUCCAAAAUUAUAUUGAAGUUGAAUUAAUGAGUGGUGAAAAUCAAUAUGCCGCUCAAGAUUUUGGUUUACAAGAUGCUAAAAAAGGUGUUAUUUUUGAAAGUUUCCCAAAUGUUUUACAUUUACAAUUGAAAAGAUUUGAAUAUGACUUUAAUUAUGACCAAUUAGUCAAGAUUAAUGAUCGUCAUGAAUUUCCAGAUUCAAUUGAUUUAAGCCCAUUCUUGGAACAUUCUGAAGGUUCAAAUCCUGAUCCAUUAAUUUAUGAUCUACAUGGUGUUUUGGUUCAUGCAGGUGAUAUAUCAACAGGUCAUUAUUAUGCAAUGAUUAAACCUGACAAGACCAAUAAUUGGUAUAGAUUUGAUGAUGAUAAAGUUUGGAAAGUUACAAAAAGACAAGUAUUUGAUGAAAAUUUUGGUCUUGAUGCUUUGGAUAAUACUCAAUUGGUUAAGAUGACAAGACUUCAAUAUCAAAAUUAUCAAUUACGUCGUCAUACAAGUGCUUAUAUGUUGGUUUAUAUCAAGAGAUCCGAAUUAGAUUCAGUCUUACAAGAUGUCACUGAAAAAGAUGUUCCAAGUUAUAUUGUUGAUGAAGUUCAAAAAGAAAUUGAAGAGCGUGAAAGAGAACGUAAAGAAUUAGAAGAAAGUUAUCUGUAUUUGAAUAUCAAUUUUUACUCUGAUUCAUUAUUUAAACAUUAUCAAGGAUUUGAUCUUGGUGAUGGUGAAAAAUCAAUUAUUCCAGGUCCUUAUACAGAUGAAGAUAAACCUACAACUUUGAAAAUUUUGAAGACUAAAAAAUUCACUGAAAUUUUCUCUGAAUUGAAUGAGUUAUUUGGUAUUGAUUCUGAACGUGUUAAUUUCUGGAUUAUGAAUUAUCGUCGUAAUCAUACUUUAAGACCAUCUGUUAAAUUACAAUUUGAUGAUUUAACUGUUGGUGAAAUUUAUGACAAAUUUUUAUCUAAGAAACAUUCAACUGCAAAUCUUUGGAUUGAAGACCCAACCAAAGAACUAAACUAUUUAAUUGGUGAAGAACAACCUAUUGGUGAAGAACCUGAAAAUGAAUAUUCAGAAAAAAUUUUAAUGUUUGUUAAAUAUUUUGAUUCAGAAAAUCAAACAUUAAAAGGUUUAACUCAUUUUUAUACAGAAUCUGAUGAUACUAUAGAAUCAGUUACUCCUAAAAUUAAUAAACUUUUAGGAUGGGAUCCAAAUACUAAACUUGAUUUGUUUGAAGAAAUUCAACCAACUUCAAUUGAUGUAUUACAAACAGCUCAAACAUUCCAUAAAUCAGAAUUAUCAAAUGGUGAUAUAAUUACAGUUCAAAAAUCAGUUAUUAAUAUCACUGAAGCAGAUUUGUUAUCAUCAAACCCAAAGGAUAUUUAUCCAUACUAUGCAUCAGCUAAUUUAUUUUAUGAAUAUUUACGUACAAGGGUCAAUGCUAAAGCUGAACCAUUAACAAACGCCGCUGAUGAUGAUGAAUAUGUUUUAGUUAAUAGUAAAGAUCCACAAUCUAAUGAUUUAUCAGAAUCUUCAGCUACAGAACCUUUUGAUUUCUGGAUUUCAACUCAUGCAAGUUAUGAUGAGUUAUCUAAAAGGAUUAGUAAACAUGCAAAUGUUGAUCCUAAAUAUUUGAGAAUAUUUGCUAGUUUUAGUGGUAAUAAAUUACCAAUGAAGACAGAUAUGGUUGUCGGUAAUGUUAUUCAUAAGACUGCUUAUAAUAUCACUGUUCCAGUCUUCGAAUAUGAAGUUUUGAAUAUCCCUCUGCAUCAACUAGAAAAUAUGAAACAAAUUAAAGUUCAUUGGUUAACAUCAGGUUAUGUCCACUAUCAAAAUAUUGAAGUAUUGAUUCCAAAGACUGGUACUGUUAAAGAUAUAAUUGAUAAAUUACAACUGAAAACUGGGUUCAAAGAUGAAGAUAAAGAAAAUAUUCUUGUUUGGGCUAAUAUUAACUUCAAAUUCUAUCAUAUUCUAUAUCCAGAAAUUUCUGUUAAUCAAAUAGAACAAACAAUGACUGUAUUUGCUGCUAAUUUACCAGAGGAAACAAAACUUAUUGAAACUCAAUUCAACAACGAAGAUUUACCUGAUGUUGAUGAAAAUGGUAAUGCUAAAAACCAAGAAAGAUUGGUCCCAGUUAUACAGUUCAAUAAAGAUCCAUCCAGAUUACACGGAAUUUCAUUUAUUUUUAAUUUAUUGCCUGAUGAAAAAUUAUCAGAAACUAAAUCACGUUUACAAAAGAAAUUUGGUUUAGGUCAAAGAGAAUUUAGUAAAGUAAAUAUUUGUGUUUGGGAUGCACAAUUUAGAAGACCACAUUAUUUAGAAGAUGAUGAUCUGAUUACCUUUGAUGAAGUUACAGAAAGUGACUUUUUGUGUUUGGAUCACCCAAAUCGUACAAGUCGUCAAGGUAGCUUACAAGGUGGUGGUAUUUCUAUUAAAUGA
Hansenula ciferrii is the source of this 3600-nucleotide messenger RNA. It is a transcript of the gene UBP15, whose product is annotated as ubiquitin-specific protease UBP15. The coding region runs from base 1 to 3600 and encodes 1199 amino acids. Gene Ontology annotation, cellular component: nucleus; cytosol. The transcript has a single exon. Lineage: Eukaryota; Fungi; Ascomycota; Saccharomycetes; Phaffomycetales; Wickerhamomycetaceae. Gene Ontology annotation, biological process: regulation of protein stability; protein deubiquitination. The record is from RefSeq and is a predicted model, not a curated record. Gene Ontology annotation, molecular function: protein binding; cysteine-type deubiquitinase activity; cysteine-type endopeptidase activity.